Molecule: messenger RNA, 744 nt
Organism: Mizuhopecten yessoensis (Yesso scallop)
Lineage: Eukaryota; Metazoa; Mollusca; Bivalvia; Pectinida; Pectinidae
Product: cell wall protein DAN4-like
Exons: 1
Coding region: 1-744 (247 amino acids)
Source: RefSeq, a predicted model, not a curated record
AUGGAACAAAUAUUUAUGUUAUUGAGCUUGAAUUUGUUUAAAUUAGAGCCUGCAUCAGCAAUAACUACAGAAUCGCCAACAUCAGCUACUACAGAAUCAUCAACAACUACACCUGAAUUGCCAACAACUACAACAACAUCCAGUACAGAAUCGCCAACUACAACUACAGAAUCUCCGACAACUACAACACAAUCGCCACCAGCAACUACUUCAGAACCGCCAACAACUACAACAACUUCUACAGAAUCGCAAACAAAUACUACAGAAACGCCAACUACAACAACUACAACAGAAUCGCCGACAACUACAACAACUACUACAGAAUCGCCGACAACACCAACUACUACAGAUUCGCCAACUACAACAACUACUACAGAAUCGCCAACUACAACAACUAAUACUACAGAUUCGCCAACAACCACUACAGAAUUGUCGACAACUACAACAACUACUACAGAAUCGCCGACAACUACAACAGAAUUGUCGACAACACCAACUACUACAGAAUCGCCGACAACUACUACAGAAUUGUCGACAACUACAACAACUACUACAGAAUUGCCGACAACUACAACACUUACUACAGAAUCGCCGCCAACUACAACAACUACAACAGAAUCGCCAACAACACCAACUUCUACAGAAUCGCCGACAACUACUACAGAAUUGCCGACAACUACAACAACUACUACAGAAUCACCGACAAUAACAACAAACUCGCAAACAACACCAACUACUACAUAA